Molecule: messenger RNA, 564 nt
Organism: Parastagonospora nodorum SN15
Lineage: Eukaryota; Fungi; Ascomycota; Dothideomycetes; Pleosporales; Phaeosphaeriaceae
Exons: 2
Coding region: 1-564 (187 amino acids)
Source: RefSeq, a predicted model, not a curated record
AUGUCCUCGCAAAUCACUUCGGGAAUCGCUUUACGCAUCGCCGGUGCGACUACACUCGCCUACGCUACAACAUUCCUUGGCAUAGCAUUGUACAACAGGCACGCCGCCACCCCUACUAGUCCCAUCGAGGCUCUGCAAAGUAAAGUCGAUAUCUUGUUCCCCGAUCUCGCGGCACGCGUCACUGUCAAACGCAUCAUGACGACACGCAUGGAAUAUUGGUUUGCGGAGAUGCGGGAUGGGGAGGGUGGGGUGUUGGAGAGAUCGCCGAUGUGUCGGAGUGAGGGGCAGGCGGUAGGGGAGUUGGAAAGGUUGAUUAGGUUUGGAGGAGGUGGGGUGCAGGAAUUGGAUGGGGCGGAAGAUAGGUUGUGCUGUGGACAUCGCGAGUCGUCAGAGUGUGUCAAUCAGUACUACGAGUGCAUCGUCCUCGCCGGCCCUCUACCCGAGAAUGACGUCAAAAUUUGGACAGCGUAUAUGUGUGAGACGAUCGAUGGACAAAACUUCAUCGUGCGACCUCACCGUUGCAUAGGAGCAAAGACGAGGCAGUGGAUCAGCUGUGGCCCUUGA